Sarcophilus harrisii (Tasmanian devil) is the source of this 3786-nucleotide messenger RNA. RefSeq names its product formin homology 2 domain containing 1 (gene FHOD1). Gene Ontology annotation, cellular component: cytoplasm; cytoskeleton. Lineage: Eukaryota; Metazoa; Chordata; Mammalia; Dasyuromorphia; Dasyuridae. Gene Ontology annotation, molecular function: actin filament binding. The record is from RefSeq and is a predicted model, not a curated record. Gene Ontology annotation, biological process: cortical actin cytoskeleton organization; actin filament network formation.
GCCCCGCCCCUCUUCCCCUGGGCUCGGUCCUGUUCAGCCGGCCCCAGCCGCAGAGCGGAUCGGCCGCCGCGGGUCCGCGAGGGAGGUGCCGAGCCGAGCGAUCGAGCUGGCGGCGGGGGCCAUGGCGGGCGGGGAGGGCCGGGAAGACGGCGAGGCGGCCGUAGUCACGGUGAGGGUGCAGUACUUGGAGGACGCCGACCCCUUCGCCUGCGCCAACUUCCCGGAGCCCCGCCGGGCCCCCACCUGCACCCUGGACGGGGCCCUGCCGCUGGGGGCCCAGAUGCCCGCUCUGCACCGGCUGCUGGCGGCGCCGCUCAAGCUAGAAGAUUGUGCCCUGCAAGUAUCCCCGUCUGGAUAUUAUCUGGACCCAGAUUUGUCCCUGGAAGAGCAGCGUGAGAUGCUGGAAGACUUCUACGAAGAGAUUGGCAAAGGGAGGAAGCCCACCCUCAUCCUUCGCACCCAGCUCUCCAUCCGAGUUCAUGCCAUCCUGGAGAAGCUCUACCGAUCCAGCGGCCCUGAACUCCGGCGCUCGCUCUUCUCCCUGAAGCAGAUCUUCCAGGAGGACAAGGACCUGGUCCCAGAGUUUGUGCACUCCGAGGGCCUGAGCUGCCUGAUCCGGGUGGGGGCCGCUGCAGACCACAACUACCAGAGCUACAUCCUCCGAGCCCUGGGCCAGGUGAUGCUGUUCGUGGAUGGGAUGCUGGGAGUGGUGGAACACAGCGAGACCGUUCAGUGGCUCUACACGCUCUGUGCCAGCAUGUCUCGCCUGGUGGUGAAGACCUCCCUGAAGCUCCUUCUGGUGUUUGUGGAAUAUGCAGAGACCAAUGCCCGGCUCUUCAUCCAUGCUGUCAACGCUGUUGCCAAUGCCACUGGUGCCUCCCCAUGGGCCACCUUUGUGUCCAUCCUGGAGGAGAAGAACGGCGCCGACUCCGAGCUGCUGGUGUUCACCAUGACACUGAUCAACAAGACACUGGCGGCCCUUCCUGACCAGGACUCCUUCUAUGAUGUGACGGAUGCGUUGGAGCAGCAGGGCAUGGAGGGCAUUGUGCAGAAGCACCUGGGCAGCCCGGGCACAGACGCCGACCUCAGGGUGCAGCUCGUCCUGUAUGAGAGUGCCCUGCGGCUAGAGGAUGGGGACCCCGAGGAGGGGGUACCAGGAGUGCGGCGGGAGCGCAGGAAGCCAGCGUCAGAGGAGGGGAAGAGGAGCCGGCGUUCCCUGGAGGGCGCAGGGCCUAGCAACGUCAGCUCCCCAACUAGGACGAGCUGCCCAAUCCUGCCUCUGCCCAAGUCUCCCACGGAAGCUCCCCCUCACCCUGUAGGCCCAGCCCCCUGCCUCAGUUCCUCAGUGGUCCUGUUCCCCAGCCCCACCGUGGCCCCCCCUACAGAUGCACUGGGUGAAAGAAGCAUCUAUAAAGCCCGUUUCCUGGAGAACGUGGCGGCAGCUGAGACCGAGAAGCAAGCUGCCUUGGCCCAGGGUCGGGCUGAGGCCCUGGCCGGGGCCAUGCCAGAUGAGUCUGAUGGCCACCCAGACCCCCGAGAGCUGUGGAGCACCCCAGAGCCGGAGCCCCCGCCCCGCCCCCCGAGCAGCCCGAGAAGCCCCCUGACCCGGCCCCUGAGCCUGGCCCAGCGAGGCCUGGAGUCGGAGGUCCUGGCUGCAGAGGCUAAGGCUCCCAUGGAGCCGCUCAGCCCCCAACCUUCCCUCUGCAUCGGAGACUUGGAUUUCUCCGACCUAGGGGAGGAUGAAGACCAGGACUUGUUGGCCCCCGAGGCCCCUGGGGUUGGAGGAGAUAUCCCAGCCCCGCCGCCCCUCCCUGGGAACCCUCCACCACCACCCCCUUUGCCCCCAGGAUGCCCUCCCCCCCCCGCCCCCACUCCCUGCCCCUGCCCCCUCCCCCACCCCCGGAUUACCCCCUCCCAGGCUCUGACCGGACGCCCCCCUCCCAAGAGGAAGACCGUGAAGCUGUUUUGGCGGGAGCUGAAGCCCGGAAAGGGGGUCAAGGGGAUGGGCCGUUUUGGCCCCAGCCCCACCUUAUGGGCCUCCUUGGAGCCUGUGACUGUGGACACGGCCAAGCUGGAGCACUUGUUUGAGACAAGAGCCAAGGACGUGAUGUCCAACAAGAAAGCUGCUGAAGGCCGGAGGACAAUGACCACGGUGCUGGACCCCAAACGCAGCAAUGCCAUCAACAUCGGCUUGACGACGCUGCCCCCCGUCCACGUCAUCAAGGCCGCCCUGCUGGGCUUCGACGAGUUUGCUGUUAGCAAGGACGGCAUCGAGAAACUGCUGACCAUGGUGCCUACGGAGGAAGAACGACAGAAGAUCCAGGAGGCCCAGUCGGCCAACCCGGACAUCCCCCUGGGCCCGGCCGAGAGCUUCCUGUUGACCCUCGCCUCCAUCGGCGGCUUGGCGGCCCGGCUCCAGCUGUGGGCCUUUAAGCUGGACUAUGAGACCAUGGAACGGGACAUUGCAGAGCCGCUGUUUGACCUGAAGCAGGGCAUGGAACAGCUGGUCCAGAACCCCACGUUCCGCUGCAUCCUGGCAACCCUCCUGGCGGUAGGCAAUUUCCUCAAUAACUCCCAGAGCAGCGGAUUUGAGCUGAGUUACCUGGAGAAGGUGUCCGAGGUGAAGGACACGGUGCGCAGGCAGUCCCUGCUCUAUCAUCUCUGCACCCUGGUGCUCCAGAGCCAGCCCGAGUCCUCCGACCUCUACUCGGAGAUCCCAGCCCUCACUCGGUGCGCCAAGGUGGACUUCGAGGUCCUGGCCGAGAACCUGGAGCAGCUGGAGCGGCGGAGCCGGGCGGCCGAGGAGCACCUGAGGAGCCUGAGCAAGCACGACCUGUCGCCGGCCCUGCGUGCCCGCCUCACCCACUUUCUAAGCCAGUGUGCCCGGCGCAUCGCCAUGCUCAAAGUGGUGCACCGGCGCACGUGCAACAGGUUCCGCGCCUUCCUGCUCUACUUGGGGUACCCAGCCGAAGCGGCCCGGGAGGUGCGCGUGAUGCCCUUCUGCCAGACGCUUCACGAGUUCGCGCUGGAGUACCGCACGUGCCGGGAGCGCGUCCUCCAGCAGCAGCGGAAGCGGGCCACCUACCGCGAGCGCAACAAGACCAGGGGGCGCAUGAUCACCGAGACGGAGAAGUUCUCCUCGGUGGCCGAGACCUCGGGGCUGCUGCCUGUGCCGGUGGCCGUGGGCAGCGGGCCGGGUCAGGGGGACAAGGACACCGACGUCACCAUGCGGAGCCUGCUGAGCAGCGGCUCCGAAGCCCCCACCCACAGCCGAAGGAGCCGAGGCAUGGCCCCCAGCAGCUCCACAGCAGCGGCCCCCCCAGAGGAGCCCCCAGGCUCCAGCUCUCCCCCCGACGCGUCUGAUGAGAUCAUGGACAGACUGGUGCAGUCGGUGACCCGGAGCAGCCCCCGGGCCCUGGCUGCCAGAGAGCGAAAGCGAUCUCGGGGCAACAGGAAGUCCUUGAGAAGGACUCUGAAGGGUGGUCUUGGCGAUGACCUGGUGCAGGCAUUGGGACUGAGCAAAGGACCGGGCCUGGAGGUGUGAGAGGGGCAGUGCCCACUACCUCCCCUCCAGGAGCCUCCCAGAGCAUGGCUUCGACUCCAGGGGGGAGUGGGGAGCAGUGAGGGGAAGAGAUGGAGAAUCUGGGGGCCCAGGGGCCUGAACAGUAUUAACUUGUGUAUAAGCCUGUGUGUUUUGUGUGUGUGUGUGUGUCUAUCUGUGUGUGCGUGUGGUUGUGAGAGAGUCAUUCCUGGCCUAGGAGAAUAAAGGUUUUCUUUAACCAACCA